Molecule: messenger RNA, 756 nt
Organism: Sodiomyces alkalinus F11
Lineage: Eukaryota; Fungi; Ascomycota; Sordariomycetes; Glomerellales; Plectosphaerellaceae
Exons: 1
Coding region: 175-654 (159 amino acids)
Source: RefSeq, a predicted model, not a curated record
AUUGUGUCGUCGCUGCUCAUCCUUCCAAUCCAGUCCCCGUCCUGCUUACGACGGGGUGAGAGGGCGUCUUCGCAUGCACAUGCUGCAUAUAUGUGCCCUCAGGUACUGGAUGCCAUUGAUUUUGCGUACUCCGUAUACAGAAAUAAAGUAGGACGAAACUGAGAGGAAACUGACAUGGCCAAACAUGAGCGGACGGGGUAUAUCCGUACCUGCAAGGCGCCGCGACCGCCUGGGCCUGGACGCGGACCUACGUGUAAGGUCGUCUCCCGCGUGGACUUGAAGAAAAGAGAUCAGAAGUGGCAGGAUUGUCUGCAUGGCCAUUCAUGUUGCCCUUUGACGACGGAUUGCCGGGAUGGGCAUUUCGAGAAACAUCAUUGGAAGCCUAAAAGAGGGAAUCAUAGCAGAAGAAGUUGGAUGUAUGGAGGAGGGGAAGGCGGCGCAGUUUCGUUAAUGGUGUGUUGCUGUCUUGCUUCUGGAGUCAUGAUAAGAUCGUUUCUCACAUCAUGGAUAUGUGUGUCUGUGGGCCAUGACGAGCGGCCUCGUCAAAGAGGGCGAAAGGAGGCAUCCAAUUUCACAUGCUUUGAUUUUGAUCAUAAAAAAUGGAUACACAUCUCAGCUAGCCGGGUGCUGGCGGUGGUUCGACAAAGUUGUUGAUGACGGUUCAAUUCUGACGACGGUGACCAAGACGAAGAUGCAGAUUAAGAAGACGGAUGAGUCAGGUGUGUCCAUAAUUAUAAUAUUGAUUUAAAUUACGAC